Molecule: messenger RNA, 189 nt
Organism: Dictyostelium purpureum
Lineage: Eukaryota; Evosea; Eumycetozoa; Dictyosteliales; Dictyosteliaceae
Exons: 2
Coding region: 1-189 (62 amino acids)
Source: RefSeq, a predicted model, not a curated record
AUGUUAUUUAAAUCAUUACAAUCAAUUACCCAAACCCAAAAUAGACAAGAAAGCACAUCAAGCACUUUCUCAUCCACCUCAAAACAAAGUUUUAAUACCGUUGCCCUCCUUGAUAACAAUAAUGUUGGUAUUUUAAAUAAUAAUAGCCACAAUAAUAUCCUUGGUGUCCUCUCACAACAAACAAUGUAA